Messenger RNA from Pungitius pungitius (ninespine stickleback), 4836 nucleotides. RefSeq names its product rho guanine nucleotide exchange factor 26-like. Gene Ontology annotation, biological process: activation of GTPase activity. The record is from RefSeq and is a predicted model, not a curated record. Gene Ontology annotation, molecular function: guanyl-nucleotide exchange factor activity; protein binding. NCBI's taxonomy places the organism in Eukaryota, Metazoa, Chordata, Actinopteri, Perciformes, Gasterosteidae. The coding region runs from base 350 to 3292 and encodes 980 amino acids. The transcript is spliced from 15 exons.
ACACAGACACUCCUCUCCCUCCUCCCCCGGCGCAGCUCAGUGAGCGCAGCGCUUCACACGCGCCCACCAGUUGCCAGUCGUCCUAAAACUUCACUGGGACUUUUGCGUCUUCAACUUGGGUUUGACAAGCGUCAUUUAGUCGCGACAUCAUGCUGGAUUAAUCCCGCGGAAGGUUGUUACUCGGCCGGAGGAGGUGUGAUGUGCGCCCGCUCAGGUGCAACGAUCUCAUCAUGCAGCAGAAUCACUGACUGGAGGGGGUGAGAUCCGUUUUCUACAGGACUGCAGUGUUUGCACUGUGACCUGUCGGUCCGGACACCGACAGUGAAGAGGUCACAGAUGAUCCGGCACCAUGGAUAUCGGCAACGAUGUGGAUCUCUCCAAUAAAAACAUCACCCCGUUGUGGAGACGCCGCACGGACCCUUGUCAAAACCACCACGACUCGGGCAAACCGAAACCUCGGCCGGUCAGCUACCACACCAACGGGGUCGUGACGACCGACUUCCGCGUGGAGGAAAGCAAGUGUUCCUUCACCCUGAGCCAACCUCCCGAGAGGCUGCUGGUCGCCCCCCCGAGGCGGGGCGAGAACACCGCGGUGCUGAAGCACGUGCUGCACAAACCCCCGAGGAAAUCCCGCGUUGUCCGGAGCAUUAGCAUCGGGCCCCUCUCCCACGGACUCUUCUCACUGGCCAAAUUUCGGUCUGAGGAUAGGUCCGCUACACUGGACAAUAGAGUGUGUAAUGGAGAUGGACAGGAAACCAGUAACAGACGGCCAGUAUGGCAGGAAAAGGACCCCCAGAAACGCUUAUCCAACAGGUUCAGCAUGGGCUCACGGAAAGAGAAGAAAGCAUUGGCCCCAAGUUCCCCCUCAUCUGAAAAUGUUGUGGAUUCCUCUCCUGUCCUCUCUCAAAUCACCCCUAACAACAACAACAACAACUACAACUCCCUUUCCUACGCCUCCAGCCCCCUUCCUCCCGCCCGCCGCACCCCAACGCCCUCCCACAGCUCCACCUCCAGCAUCCCCUCCCUCUCAUCCCUCACCUCCUCGGACCCCCCUACCCCACGCUCCCCGUCGCCGGCCGACAGAGGACAGGAGGACAGAGGGCGGGCGCCCCUCUCGCCGGCCUCCUUGCAGGACGCCAGGCACGCGUCUUCCUCUUCUUCCGUCUCCUUCGCCUCGCUUUCUCCUUCGCUCUCGCCGCCGCUCUCGCCCUCGCACUCCGUCGUCCUCAGCACCCACAGCCCCGCUGCCCUGAAGAUGGGCACCCAGCAGCUCAUUCCCAAGGGUUUAGCGUCUGACAUUCGGCAAAGCAAGGCGCCUCCCACUGAGCCGCAAGCCCAAGGUGUAACGGGCUCGCUGGGGUCGGAUCCUUCAAAGCGGGCGUUAAAAGCCCUCAGCAUGGUAGAAACGGGGACCUACUUUUCCACUGGCGGGGGUCACUCAGAGCGGGCAAAUGGGGAAAGUGAGAGCCCGGGGACGCUGAAGAGGGGGCUGAGGAGUACUUCCUACAGGAAGGCAGUUGUGAGUGGAGUAGACUUGGAGGUCCCAUCGGUAGAUCCCAACGGCCAACGGUUGUCCCAGUCGGUCAUCAGAUGGUUGGAUGAGGAUAGGAUGGAUUCACCAUUCAGCCCAGCAAGUCCUGGCACUGCAGGCCACGAAAGCACGGGUACUGCUAAGCCCGCCAGCCCCGGGACACCCAAACCAGCCAUCCACAAGAUUUCAAAGCCUGCCAGCACGGGGAAGAGCAAGAGUGCAGAAAAGAAAAAGGUUUUAACCACUCAGAGGACGUUUGACAGUGAGGAGGAAGUGCUGUACCAGAACUACCAAGAGAAGGCCUUACAUAAUGACUCGGAUGAGGAUGCCGACUCCAGAAAAGCCAAACCUGACAACGGCAUCGUGGUGCAGUACAGACCUAUACGCACCUCCUGGAGCCAGCUCAGUGUGGUGAAGAAAAGUGGUCUUUGUGAACGGAUGACUCAGGACGAACGCAAGAGACAAGAGUCCAUUUUUGAGGUGAUCUCGUCAGAGCACUCGUACCUCCACAGUCUGGAGAUCCUGAUCCGCAUGUUCAAGAAUUCUGUGGAGCUCAGCGAGGCCAUGACCAAGACCGAACACCACCACCUCUUCUCCAACAUCACCGACAUCUGUGAGGUUAGCAAAAAGUUCUUCAAAGAGUUGGAGGAGAGACACCAGGAGAACGUUGUGAUCAGGGACAUCAGCGACAUCGUUGACAAGCAUGCUCAGUCCAACUUCGAUCCCUUCGUCACAUAUUGCUCCAACGAGGUCUACCAGCAAAGAACCCUGCAGAGGCUGGUGUCCAAGAAUCCAGUUUUUAAGGGGGUGCUGACCAGGAUAGAGGGCCACCCAGACUGCAGGAACCUCCCAAUGAUCUCCUUCCUCAUCCUGCCCAUGCAAAGGAUCACUCGUCUCCCCCUACUCAUGGAUACAAUUUGUCAGAAGACACCAAAGGACUCUGCUCAAUACGAAGAGUGUAAGAAGGCUUUACAAGCAGUCAGCAAGGUGGUAAGAAAGUGCAAUGAGGGAGCUCGCACAAUGGAAAGAACAGAGAUGAUGUACACCAUCAACUCUCAGCUGGAGUUCAAGAUCAAGCCUUUCCCCCUGGUCUCAUCCUCGAGGUGGAUGGUAAAGAGAGGAGAACUGACUGCAUUUGUGGAAGACAACGGCAUCUUCCUCAAACGGACAUUGCGGCAGCAGGUCUAUUUCUUCCUCUUCAAUGACGUUCUCAUCGUCACGAGGAAGAAGAGUGACGAGAGCUACACCGUGAUCGACUAUGCUCUGAGGGACCAGAUCUCGGUGGGUUCCUGCCAGCCGCAGGAUCUCAACCUGUCACCGGUCAGAAGCACCGCCAGCAUGCUGAGCCCACGGCAGGCUGGCGCCAACCAUCUUUUCCGUCUGUGUUUCCGUAGCAACCACUCCGACGAAAAGGUGGCCAUGGUGCUGGGGACGGAGUUGCUGAAUGAGCGAGCGCGAUGGAUCAGUGCCCUGGGCCAGAAUGUCAACAACAGCAAGAGUCAGGACAGAACCAAUGUCAUGCAGGUGGAGGUGAUCAGAACUUACACAGCCAAGCAGCCGGAUGAGUUGUCCCUGCAGGUGGCGGAUGUGGUGCUGGUUUCGCAGACCGUAGAGGACGGGUGGUAUGAAGGUGAGCGACUGCGUGACGGAGAAAGGGGGUGGUUCCUCACGGAGUGUGCCGAACCAAUCACGUGCCAGGCCACCAUCGAGCGCAACAUGCAGAGGAUGGACCGCCUGCAGGGGUUGGAGACCAAUGUAUGAGCCGGAUGAGCUUAAAAAAAGUUUUAUUUUUUAAAACACAGCAGGCUUUUCUCAGCUGGUGGCGAUGCUUUGAUUCACCAGUGACCUUUGUUUUAUUAAAAAAAGAGAACCCUAACAAAUAAGUUCAGUAGCAACAUCGGCGACCUGCCAUUAGAGGGCCAAGUGGAGCAGGCGGCUCACAGUGGGAUGAAGAAGAGGCCGUCAGCUCAGCGCUCACCGCAAACACGGACGAAGAAGAGAUUUCCUUUCAUUUAAUUGCCACCCGUGUGGGUGGAAACGGCUCGGCAAGAAGGCCUCACACGCAACGCCAGAGUCACCUCAUUCCCCCCCCCCCCAUCCCCACCCGUGCUACUUGACAACUUUUGGUGUGAAAUUUGUAAAUGUUUUUACCCCAAUGUACUUUUUGACGAGCGCUAUGCGAUAAUUGGAACUGGAGUAUCCCCAGAGGAGGUGAAGCAGACCAAGCAGUGUGGAGAUGUGUGCUCUGCUAAUGGGGGCCGUCAGGCUGUGUAAUUGGGAGCUCGGACGGAGAUGAUUAGGCAAGGCGGUGGGAUCGGUAGCUUCUUCACAGCGUGUUAGUGCAGAACUCAAGUUUAGGUAGCAUCUGAUGGUAAGGGAAAAUAUUACAACAUCAAAGAGGAAGGUUGGAAAAAAUGAAGGCUAUUUAUCUAAAGCCCAUGAAACUUUGCAUCUGAAUGUCAUAAUGAAUUGAAAGAGGAUUACAGUUCUAUGUCUAAUCCCAGGACAUCAGUGGGUUAAGCAGAAAGGCCGCGUAUCCGUCCUCUAGCGCGCCGUCUGUCCCCAGUUAAUGUCCCCGCCGUGAAUCAGGCUCUACAUUUGUGUCACAGAUCCCAUUCUUCUCUCCAUUGACUCAAUGAGUUGGACAGCAUGAAAUAUCAUGUGCCCUGGAGGCCAGCCAAGGGGUGUAAAUAUAAAUCCCCCCCCCCCUUCCCUCCCCAUCCCUUAGGAUUUAUAACUGUGAUGUUACAGAGGCAAGCUGAAUUAAUUUGUGUGUGUGUGUGUGUGUGUGUGUGGGCGCUGAUGGGGCGACCGGAAAAGAAGCGCACCCCUGCUUUUAAUGUGAUUGUCCAACAUGAGUCAUCCUCUCUUUUUUUUGUAUUGUUGCCAUGGCCGGCCAAAGGAAAAGAACGGCUUGGUCAGAGCGCGGCGAUAACGCCAUCCGUUAAGCCCACUGCUCUGGCCCAAGCCGAAAUGACAACCUCAACUGUUGAGCUACAUGAAGCGAGGUCUGACGGUAGGGGGCAGAGCACCCGGCUGGAGGGACACGGGUAUCCAGGCAAAACUUUUGCAUUUGCACUCAGGGAAAAUUAGCUCUGCGAUACCACGCGUAAGCAUGAAAUGGAUCUUUAUUUCAAUGACAUCCUGUACUGCUAACUUUUGUAAAUCAUCUGUGUAUAUGUAAAGCCUCCCUCAGUUGUAAUGCGUUUGCCAAAAUACAAAUUUAUAUUGCAGAAUGUGUUUAUUAACAUGUUUAGUCAACCGUACAAAUAUCAGCCACUAUAAAUAAAUGCUUAAUUGCCUUA